This is a messenger RNA of Hypanus sabinus (Atlantic stingray), 2540 nucleotides long. RefSeq names its product C-type lectin domain family 2 member D-like. Lineage: Eukaryota; Metazoa; Chordata; Chondrichthyes; Myliobatiformes; Dasyatidae. Bases 1 to 951 code for a protein of 316 amino acids. The transcript is spliced from 8 exons. The record is from RefSeq and is a predicted model, not a curated record.
AUGAGGCAACGGUCUAGUGAUCUGAAGGUCACAGCAACUGUCCAUCUGGUGUUUGCUGCUGUCGGUCUGACCACAGCCUUCUCGAUACGGGCUUCCUCUGACAUCGGUUAUUUCCUGUUCGUGAGCUCAGAGACGCAGAGUGUCCCGAACAAGAUGGAUGGGGGCAAGACUAACGUGUAUGUGAAGUUCGCAAAAACGCGCCCACAGUCUCCUUCCAACGACGACCCGAACUCCACCUACUCAGAACUGAACUUUACAACAAACGAAACCCUCAUCGGCGAGGAUGAGGACCCUCUCAGUGCCUCGGGGCCCGGCGAGCUGCCAGUUACUGCACAGACAGGCAACAUGGGCAGUGAACGACCCAGAAGGAGAGACAAAUCAGACUCAAGCUUAUGGCUAAUCUUCCUUUUAACUGCGUCCCACAUUAGCAUGGGCAUCUGCUGGAGGAUUCAUGUAUUACAGAUUAAUCAGUCUCAGAUCAGCUCCGAACCAAACCACACGCUGCGUUGGAGACAGUAUCAGGAUAUUUGCCUCUUCUUUACCAAUAUCAGAGAGCAAACAUGUUCCAAGGACUGGAUCACUUAUAAAGAGCGGUGUUAUUACGUUUCCACGUUUGAAACAUCUUUCCGCAGAGCGGUGCUACAAUGUUCUAAACGUGAUUCAAGGCUGCUCGAUAUCAGUUCAAGUAAUGAAGCGAAUUUUGUUUUCCGCUCUCUUGCCCACCAAAACGUUACAUACUGGAUUGGAAAAUGCGAAAACGGGCACGUGGCCUGGCGACUCCUGUACAAUGUGUCAUCGGGGACGUCCGACUGCAGAGACUGUUACUCAUACCCAGGAGGUAACCCUUGUGAUAGUGAUCGGCGUUUCAUCUGCGAGAAGUCGGCGCCUUUGUUCCCGGAUAUUCCUGAAAAGAUCCAGGAUCUCUGUCUAUUGCCACUGGAGGGGACAUGAAUCAAGUCACUAACCCCAGUUUCUCCUCAUUCUUCCUCCUUCCCUCUCACCCCCGGUGAGAGAACGGGGAUGGGAGGGUCCUUUCAAAUUCCCUCCCUAACCUCUCUCUCCCUCCUACUCUUUCUCCUCUUCUUGUAGCAACCAUAUUCACCCCACCACACACCGACCUUUCUCCCUGUCCAUCCCCUUCUUUCUCACCUUUUCCCCCGUCCCAUACUUGCCAACUUCCUCUACAUUUCUCUCUACACCCUCAUCACCCGUUAUUAAUUCGAACUUUCUUCUCACUCUGCCCACCACUUUCACCUCUCUCACCCUCCCAUCCCCGUUCUCUAAACCCUUGGUCACCCUGAUCUCUCUCUCUUUCUCCUUUGCACCCACUCUCACCUCAAUCCUGUGCCGUCUGACUCUCGAUAACCCAACCCUCAUCCCGCACGGGACGGUAGUUGGGAAGGUUUCAGUCGCUGGGUAUACAUGGCCAGGUAGUAAAUUGGAUUAGGCAUUGGCUCAAAGGCAGAUGUCAGAGAAUGACCGUAGAGAAUUGCUACUCUGAGUAGAGGCCUGUGACUAGUGGUGUGCCGCAGGGAUCAGUGCUGGGUCCAUUGUUAUUUGUCAUCUAAAUCAAUGAUCUGGAUGAUAAUGAGGAAAGUUGGAUUGCUGAUGAUACAAAGAUUGGUGGUGUAGUGGACAGUGAGGAAGGUUUUCAAAGCUUUCAGUGGGAUUUGGACAAGCUGGAACAAUUAGGUAAAAUUGACAGGAAGAUUUUGAUAAGGACAAAUAUGAGGUAUUGCACUUUGGAGGGAAAGACCAAGGUAGAAAAUACAGGAUAAAUGGUAAGUCACAGAGGAGAGCAGUAGAACACAGUGAUCUGGGAAUACAGAUAAAACAUUCCCUAAAAUUGGCGACACAAGCAGAUAGGGUAGUAAAGAGAGUUUUUUGGUAUAUUGGCCUUUAUGAAUCAAACUAUUAAGUAUAAGAGUUAGAAUGUAAUGGCGAGGUUGUGUACGGCAUUGGUGAGGCCGAAUUUGGUGUAUUGUGUGCCGUUUUGGUCACCGAAUUACAGGAAGGAUAUUAAUAAGUUUGAAAGAGUGCAGAGAAGGUUUACAGGGAUUUUGCUGGGUCUAGAUUAUGAUGGGUCUAGAUAGUGAAUGCAAGCAGGUAUUUUCCACUGAGAGAAAAGGAAACAGAGGAAAUGGGCUCAGGGUGAAGUAGGAAAAGUUUAGAGGGGACAUUAGUGGGGGAUUCUUCACACAGACAGUGGUUGUAUUGUGGAUUGAGCUGCCAGUUGAAGUGGUUAAUGCGGGCUCACUUUUAGCAUUUAAGGAACGUUUGGACAGAUACAUGGAUAGGAGGUGUAUGGAAGGAUAUGUUCCAGGUGCAGGUCAGUGGGACUGGGCAGCAAAAUGUUUCGGCACAGCCAAGAAUGGCCAAAAGGCCUGUUUCCGUGCUGUAAUAUUCUAUGCUUCUGUGCUUCAGCAGAUGUGCUAUUGGAUUGUUUGCCUGAAACUUAUACGUCCUGGAAUCUGUUCUUUUGCAUCAUCAGUACGGCAAAAAGAUAUACAGUUAAUGUAAGUUCAAAACAUUAAUAAACA